Messenger RNA from Nicotiana tabacum (common tobacco), 414 nucleotides. NCBI's taxonomy places the organism in Eukaryota, Viridiplantae, Streptophyta, Magnoliopsida, Solanales, Solanaceae. The record is from RefSeq and is a predicted model, not a curated record.
AUGGAUUUGGUUCAAAGCAUAUUUAGUGGUGGCUUAAUUAAGAGACAGUGGAGAAGAAGAAGAUACCAACGUCUAGAUGGUACAGGAAGGAAGAACAUGAAGGUCACUAGGUUUGGUAAAGCAAAUGGAAAUAGCAAAAGAAAAUGGAGAAUUAAAGCAAUUCCAAAGUUGAAGUUGAAGAUUUUUUCACCAUUUAAGUUAUGGAACAAGUUCAAGAAUGCUUACAUGAGCAUGAUGCUUAACUUGGCUGGAAAUGUAAACUCAUUGAACAAUGGGAAUGUGUUUGGUGCGAAAAGGAUUCCAAAGGCAAGAGAAGCUAAAUUGGGUUAUACAAAUACUGAGUUUGAGAACAGACUUAUAUAUGAGAUUUACAAGUCAAUGGUUCCUUCCAUGGAACUGUAUCCAAAUCUAUAG